Spirodela intermedia is the source of this 11864-nucleotide messenger RNA. The record is from the annotation of a GenBank genome assembly. Lineage: Eukaryota; Viridiplantae; Streptophyta; Magnoliopsida; Alismatales; Araceae.
AUGGAUGGGGUGGUGGGGUUGGAGAGAAGGGUCCUUGAGGUCGUCAAGGCGUCGGAAGAGAGGGGGGAUCCGCCGCUAGUUUGGGCGUUGGAGGUGGGAAGAUGCGUGCAGGAGAGGGGCCUCGAGCUCCCGAGCCUAGAGCUUGGGGACGUCAUAGUUGGAAGUCUCUGUUUCGCCAACAACACCCCUUCUCUGUGGAAGUUCCUGGAUCAGGCCAUCGCCUCCGGUCUUCUCUCCCCUCUUCACACCCUUGCGCUCCUCACGUCAAGGUACUGGCUCUUAGCCACGUAAUUCUCGUGCUUCUGGCUGGUGUUACAUCUUCGACGACUCUUCAUUUCACUUUCUUUUUUCAUUUUAAGACUGUUAAAUAUAUAACAAUGAGAUGGCCCGUGUGCGGCAGUUUGUGAUAUGCAGACGAAGAUACAUGGAAACAAUAUGAUCCGUUUCCUGUCUAGCGUCUACUUUUUAUCCCCUGAUAGUUGCCGUUUACAUAAAUAGGAAAAUUUGAAAGAUUAUAGGCAUCAAUUUGUUAUGUCAGUGCUGUCAUACGUUAAAGUUUAAGCUGAUUCUUUAGGUGAUAGAACACCGACAUUUCAGAUAGAUUUUGUCACACUGCCUGAUUAUAUGUGAAAGCCAAAAAAAAGUAUGGUUCAUGAUCACCAGGUUUGUUGAGUGAUUCAAUUUAUUCUGGUUGAUGUUGUUAAAUUUUGUCCCAUGAUAAAUGUACCAGUGCCAUUUUUUUUCAAGUACUUAUAACUAUUCUCUAGAUUGCGUUGCUUGAAUUUUCCAUUUGAAUGCUGUCUGCAGUUUGACUGUGUGCUUGGUUCUAACUCUAAUAUUUUCUUAUAUUAUCCAGGGUGAUUCCAAACCGUCAGAAUCAACCAGAGGCCUAUAGACUCUACCUUGAACUUAUUAGCCAAUAUGGUGUUUCAUUUUCUGCAAGAGAGUUUACCACCCAGAGAGAAAAGUAAGCACGCUUCUUUUUUCAGUAAAAGAAGCUAAGCGGCAUUGACAUCUGGCUGAAUUUUUGUACAUAAACCAUACAUAUCAUCUGAGAAAGAUAACCGUGUUAUAUGUGUUGCCUAUAUGGCAGUCCUUCGUCCUCCAUUGCGUUAAUUUUUUUUGAUCCUUUAAUGGCGAAAAUUAAUGUUGAAAAUUGAAAUAUUCAAUUUGUAACACUGAAGUUGUUUCUUUAAUGACCAAAACAAACUAACAUUACAUAGAGAAACAUAUAGUCCUUGGCGUUUAUCGGAUCAUUUUUUGUUUUAAUUGUCUAUGACACAUUAUCAAUUAUAGUAGUAUAUCAUACAUUGCAAUCGUUUCUGUGAAAAUUAGAUAUGCAAGCAUUUACCAUAUUUUUUAUUGUUUAUUUUUUUCGAGAAUGUCAUCAAGAUCCUAGAGUAGCUGGUCCAUAAUAGUGUAGAGUUAAUGAGCAGUUUGAUCCACUGUCCUGGAGAGAUCACACUCAUAGAGAGCAGAUAUUCCAGGAAACGGAAGAAAUGGGGACUAGCUAUGAGUUUAAUGCUUUGAUAUUCGAAACUGUCCAAAAACUGUAAACUGUGUUCAUUUUUAAGUUUUUCAUAUUUAAUCCAGAAAUUUUCUGAAGUUAAGUCUUCCUAUCAGUACAUUUUAUUUUUUGAUUUUUCUGACGUACAUUUACAUUCUUACUAACCGAGUAUACAAAAAGAUGUUAGUUCCUUUUUUGUCCCUAGCCUUGCAUAACUAUUUACGUCUGUCUUUUUUCUUGAAUUUCUGAAUUUCUGUCCUUAAGAUAAACUUAUAUGCUAACGCUUGCUGUACAUUGAAGAAGAGAGAACGCCAUGUCUGACUAAUUGAAACUAGUUUGAAUUUGUCUUUUGCAGGAUAGCUAAAUCCGUUAUCAGUACUCUUCAGUUUAUAUAUUUUUAUGAGGUCCCAAACAUAGAUCUAGGGAAGGCAUUGGCAUUUUUUUUCUGUACUGUUAUCACAAAAUUAGUUGAUUGCACUCUGGAGGAUUUGGGCCUACAGUUGACAUAUUUAGAGAAGGCCCACAGCUGUAAUGUUUAUCUGGUAAACGAAGACCAUCAUGCUAACGGAAAAAUAAAUGACAAGAGGCAUGAAUAUCGUCAACAGCUCUGUAAAGGGAACACAUUGAUGGCAAUCGAGGUUGCAGAGAAGCUGACAGCAGAUAAGAAAGCGAAAGUCCUGCUUCAUCUGCUUAAUCAGAACAUGUACUCACUCAUGUUUGAAAUGCACCUUUCUACCUCGUCUUUUUAACUUGUUAUGAUGCUUUGGAUGAAUUUAAGGAUAUUAAAUUUGUCAGCUCUUAAACUAGUUUCUCUUGAUUCCAAUGGUGACGAGCAAGCUCCAGUUGGCAAUUUUUUAUGGUUGAGGCUUCAAGAUAGGCAAAGAAUUGACUAGAAUUGUUUUGCUUCACAAUCUGUGUUAUUGUUUUCCUGAAACUGACGUAUCUUUUAUUUUUAAUUAACAAAAUAAAGGAAAAUUUUCAAUUGCGUGCAUAAUUUUUCGAUGCUUUCAUAUUCCUCUUAGAAGUUGAGCACACUCUGACUAAAUCUUAAAGAGAAAAUAUAUCAAAAUCCCUGAAUUAAACUGAAAAAAUGCGAAGGUUGCUCUGAAUUACUUACAUACAGAGAGCAAUCUACUACAGAUUUUGACGUUCAGAGCUUUGAAGUGAUGAUAGACUAUUGUCACAUGGUAAAACAUACGGAGAGGAAUCUACUGCAGAUAUCUCUUUAUAUGCUUUUCAGAGCGAUCUCCUCUGGUGCCCACUGUUCUUUCAGAUUCCGAUUUGUCUGAACAUCUUAAGGUGCCGCUCUUUGCAGAUUCUAGCAUAACCCAGGUUAGACUGGGUGGGCCUACCACUUAAUGCAGAUGAUUCAAGGUAUUGUAACUUAGUGAACUGGAACAUCUCAGUAGCUAAAGGAAGAGAAAUCAACCAAGACGCCAUUAGUUGCAGCGAGCAAGAGCGGAUUAGGUUCCUUUUGUUGUCCACUGUCCAUUACCUCUACCCAUGUCGUUUUCUUCUUUUUGUUAUGAAUUAUUACCUGCUGUUUACUCUGGUCAGUGCCAUGUUAUCUUUUAAACUUAUUGCAUGGAGAGAAUUACAACUUAUAGAGAAUGGCUGUAAGGCACUAGAACUGAUAGUGCACCCUAUGCUGCACACUAGGCAUCAAAUGUUGGCCAGACGAGGGUUAAUGAAGAUCUUAUAUGGUUCUCUUUUUCUGUAAAAUUCUUGUGGAAGAUAUUUAGCCUAAUUAUGUUAGAAUAUUGAAUGGUCAAUUCUAAUGUUAAAUUACGAAUGCAGUGCUAAGAUUUUUUUUCUGAAGAGAUAGAGUGGAAAAUUCAGGGGGUUUUGGGAAAGAGAACGGUCUAUCUCUCCCUUCAAUAACAUUAGGUACAUAAUUAGACCGCAAGGGGUAUAUGGGUGUAUUUGAAGUGAAAACCAUUUGGAUACCAGUUUAAUAAAACUGGGAUCAAAUCCUGGAUCAGUUGGAUGUCCUUACAGCUCGUAUUGGAUAGUAUUAGAGACAUUGGUCUGCUUUGAGCUGAGGUGUACUCUUGGGGUAGGAAAUCCUGCUGCAGCAUGGAACGACUGCUGCCUGAUGACUGCUGAUGCGAGCAGUGGGAAGAACAACAAAGGAACAAUGGAAGGGGAGAAAACUAGCCACCCUCUCCUUUGCUCUCCUUUCUUCGUUCACUAGUGUAACUUCCAACUUCUUCUUCUUCCUCAUUUUAUUGUUCUUCAGUCUUCUUUCUGUGAACAAGAAAGGUUGCAAAGACCUGUCCCAGUUGAUCCAAAUUAGUAGAACUGAUUUCUAGCUGACUUUUAUUAAAUUUCAAGUCGAAAUUGUGUCUUCCUCUUUUACGGCUAGACUGGGAAAUCCGAUUCGGAUCCAAAUACAGUGAUCUGAAUCAGUUUGUAGACCAUAAUUUGGAGAUUCCCUUUUGUCGGGUUGUUUAGCAGUGAGUCAUAUACAAUGUUUGGCCAAUGAUGUAAUCAAUACAAAAAAUGGUUGGAUCAAACCGAAGAAUGAACUAAUUUAUUUGAAAGGCGCUUUUGAGUGAAGCAUAAAAUCUAGGAUAUUACAAGGAGAAAUCUGUAUGGUUCGAGAAAAUUAGUAGAAGUUUUUGUGGACGCAGUCUUGAGUGACUUCGAGGGUGAUAUGCUGUUGAUCCAGGAGGAAAAUGGCCAGGAUCCUGUAGUGCCAAAAGGGUUGCAAAGGGUACCUUGUAAGAGGUACAUGGGGCUGUGGUGUUGAUGUUGGAAAACAGAUUGUAUUGGCAGUUCUGAGACAUAAUUACACAUAGGCCUAUGUUUUUCCAGGGUAAACAUUGUCGGCUACAUCCUAGUUUAUCAAAAUGUUGUUUAACCGAUUUCAUAACCACGUUCUAUUUUAGCCAAAUGGGUUACUCCGUAUUAUUAGGAAAGUGGUGGAUGCUUUAUCAAAAUGCAUUCUUUCUAUUAUUAGGAAAAUGGGUUACUCCGUAUUAUAUGGCUUCUAGAAGAAAACGUGCCGUUGAUUAAGAAGACCCUAGUGUAAGUUGAAGAAUAAUCAGGAUCUAAGUGACACUUUACGUUGUUUUCUAAAUGAAAAUUGGAAACAACGGGCAGAGGUCCUCUUGAGGCUUUUAUGUCCUUGCAGAGUCGUAACCUCGGCCAAUGUUUAUUAUUUCAUGUUGAAAUUGGAAUUUUUAGGACUGUCAGGCUUAUAUGGGUACUAUGUAUAGACAGGGAUGGAGGUUUGAAACACAUCAAAGAAACAUAUUUUUUGUAGUGAGGAUUUUCGGUAGUACAUCAGUUUACACAAGAAAGAUCCUUUGGCUUUACCAUUUGUAAUGAGUUUUUUUAUUGAUCCACAUCAAGAGAAGACAAUGUUUGUUUGGCUUUAAUUGGAAAGAUGAGCCAGGAUAGUUGCUCAAGUUAUAUUAUUAAAAGCAAAAUAAAAGAAAAACAGAGACGUAUGAUCCACUGGUUUACAGCCUCCAAAAAAACAGAGACGUAUGAUCUACAGCUUCCAGAAAAAGUUAAAAAACUUUGAGGUCUGUAAUGCUUUCCUUUUCUGGAUGUUUGAAUUUGUGAAUUAAAGUCUAGAGUCCUUCAAUGCAUCUCAGUCUGUGGGUUUCUUCUUUGAUUCUUUAUGUAUAUUUUCAGAGAGACUUUUGCCUGUAAUGAGUUACUAAUGUGAAUAUUCUUGUGAGAAAUAGGCCUGAAAUGUUCAGAUGCCUACUGCAGAGAUUUCAAUUCAUUGAAAUUCAGAAGUCAAAGUCACCAAACUUAUUAUGUAUCAAUGAUAUUUUGGUGAAACUUUAUGCAAACAUUUGUAAGGCUGUGGAUGGGAAGUUUUGGCUGAAUAAGCGGCAAGCAACCAUUGGUCUUGAUGAUCUUGCUUCACGUGCUGUAAAUUUCUGCCCGAGUUAUGUGGCCAGGUUACCAGCUUGCUGGAUUCCUUUUGAUAUUUUUAUGGAGAAUACAAUGGAUGGCAAGCAUCUCUACGCUACAUCUGCAAUUGACAUACUUACAGGUGAGGUGCUUUUAUAUUGGGAAAUAACAUUUCUUUUAACCUCUUGGGGGAUUGAGCUCUCGGAUGUACUGGGGUUUAUCCUCCAAGAUUGUUGUUUAUUUGAUAUUGACCGAUUUUGUUUUUAAUUUAUCUCAUAAAAUAUGAACUGCAGAGUUGACGAAGACUCUCCAAGUGGUUAAUCAGGCAAGCUGGCAGGAAACAUUUCAAGCUCUCUGGAUUUCUGCUCUGCGACUUGUUCAGCGUGUAAGAUAAUUUAUUGAGACGCGGAAAAAUGUCCGCUAUUUUGUACUGAGCUAUAAUAAAUCUUCUCAUCUUUGCAUCUGAUAUGUUGUGCUAAUUUUGUUGUGAGUUCUAAUGUAGGAACGAGAAUCAAUUGAAGGACCUGUACCACACCUUGAUGCCCGACUGUGUGUUCUCUUAUCUAUUGCACCUCUAGCAAUAGAUAGUGUUAUGAAGGACGAGGUUGGAAUGCAGUCUACCAUGAGAAGUGAUGCAACAAUAGAGAUGGAGCCUGAUUGCAAAGAUAAUUAUGGGGAAAACCAGUUUUCAAAUAUAAAGCACGGUCUAAUAUCCUCCAUUCAGCUACUGAGACAGUUUACUGGCCUUUUGUCUCCUCCUCCAUCAGUAGUCAUGGCCGCCAACAAUGCUGCCCGAAAAGCAGCAUCUUUCAUCUCGAAUUUCAAGAAUGGAACUAGCAGUGGCAACAAUAUAGAUCGCAACGAUACAUCUGCUGAAGCAGGUUGUGAUGUUUCCUAUGGCAUUCAUCCAUCCCUUAGAAAAGUACUUCGCAUGUAACAGAUUUCGUUUCCUUAGCAAGGGAAUCUUCUUCUUAUAUGCAUGUACUCAGCAUGGACUCAUCCUAUAAAAGUGUUUAUGAUGCAAGUACUUGUGCUGAAAAGCUUGUCUUUUUUAUUCAGUGACUCACGAUUUGUUACAUUUUUAUCCCAGCUUCCAUUUCGUUGAAAUUUUUGUCACUACAACUAGUUUUACUAUUUAUGUGUCUUGCCUGGACCUCAUUCUGAUCACAUCGUCGUUAUAGACCUAUUUUCCAGACGGCACUGAAAAAUAUCCACUCUAUUCCUAUGGUUCCUUGUUUUAGACUCAUAUUUCUAUUGUAAUAUCACCGUUCAGUAGAAAGAGUCAUCUUCUAUUAUGUUUGAUAUUUUCCUUACAUAAUAGAAUAAAAUGUGGUGUAUGUAUAGUUAUUUCAAGGAGAGCGAGCAGAGGUGAAUGCAAAUGAGUAAUAAAAAGAGGAAACUUUACGUGUGCCUGAAUGGUGGAAAUAAUGCAGAUAAUGAGAAAAAAUUAAGCACAAACUGUGUGAACAUCUUGGUUGUUUCCAGUGGCAGAAUAUGGAUUACUUAGUGUCACAAUAACUACAUCCACCGCACAUUCAAAAUUGUAUAGCCUUGUCAGACUCCAGAGUUCCGAUAUUUGACGAAAAAGUAGUUUGAGAGAGAUAUUUCUUGGUAUCAAUUUGAUAUGUUUCCCUCGAUGUUUGGUUUCAGUUAAAGACCAUCUUUCUUCUUCAGGGAAAUUGGACAAGACGGAAUAUGCCCAAUUUGUAGUCAGUCAAAAUGAUUGAAUUUGAAAUAUUUUUGCUUCUGAUAGAAUAUGCCCAUUUUUGCACUCUGUCUUCAACAUGGCUUUUUGAAAAUGGAAGCUGCACCUGUACCAAAAAAAUUCUUUGUGCUUCACCUGCACUCUUUUGUCUCUCAUCUCAUAGUUUUUACUGUAGAUGUGAAGCAUUCCUCUUUUAGUUUUUUCAUUAAUAUUCUUGUUUUGGUUUAGUGGUUAUUUUUAUUUUGCGACACAUGAGAGGCAUUCUCAUCUUUUAUAUCUGCUGCAGUUGGAAACAUGAUCCAUCUCAUAGUCGAAGCAUGCAUUGCUAGAAAGUUAAUCGACACGUCUGUAUACUUCUGGUCUGGCUAUGUGGUUGUACCCUCCAAAAUGCCGACGAAUUCUACCCCCAUUCAGUUAUCACCAUGGCUAAAAUUCAUGGAAGGAGCUCAACUAACUAAUUCUCUGACAAAUGCUCUCGUGGUCACUCCUGCUUCAACGUAUCAGAACUAUCUUGUACAAUGAGUCCCUCUAUUGAUGGAAAUUUUCGCGUUUUCAAUAUCCGAUUUUUUAUGCCUCUGAAUAUAAUUUAAUUGUCUUCUGCAGUGUUACUGAGGUCAAGAAAUUAUAUAAUAUUGCCUUAAAUGGAUCAGAUGAUGAACGAGCAGCUGCCACCAAAAUACUCUGUGGUGCAUCUCUUAGUCGAGGUUGGAAUAUUCAGGUGCAUUUUUAUCUGCGGUGUAUUUAUGGUGAAUUUGCAUUUGAUAUUUGUCUAUAAUUACCAUUCAGGUGACAUCUGCACCCAGUGUUUACUUACUAUCCGGAUUUCCAGUUGUAUACUGAUGGUCGGAUACCUAAACUGUCUUUGAAAGGAAAAGGCAGACUUACAGUAUGGAUGUUUUGCCGCUAUUUUGUGUGACGUGGAAGCUGAUUUAUUUCAUUAAAAAAUACGGAUAAAAAAAAGAGAUGAUAGUAUGUUUGGUGGGUUAGUUCUUGACUAAGCGAUCUAAAAAGGGUAUGUUUCAGUCAGAAGGAAGUGGGUGGACAAAAUAAUAUCACCCUAUUUGUCUGCUAACUUCAUGACUUGGCUGUUGUGAUAAGAUAUUCAGGGGCACAUGACGCCCAUCAGUGUUUAUUCUUCCAACUAUGUGUAAAAUCUGUUCAGUGCGCUAGGAUCUAUUCUUUAAAGGACCGUCUUGCGCAUAAUAGUCAGAUAUUCUAUUAUUAUUCUGUCCUAAUUUAUCAGAAAUUCACAAAUUCUGGACUUCAUAUGCAUGACCUUUUCUAAUGCAUUGACUUACACUCGAGGUGCUGCAUUUAGCAAACGAAAAGACUUCAAAAUUCUUGUGUUUCUGUUGUUUUCAAAUUAAUCGUAUUAUAUUUUCUUUAAAGUUGAGAUUCUAAAACGGAUUUUGCUGAAACUAUCAAAAUUCAUUUUUCGUCAAAAUACAGAAACUCGGUAUCUAUUUUUUUUCCAGUUUAAAGUAAUUUUCGUCAAAAUUCUUUAAAGUAUUUUUUUGUUUGCUGUGCAUGUACCUUGUACCUUUGAAUGUUCUUCUUUCUCCAACUUGUACUCCAGUAUCUAUUUAUUUUAUCAUUUUACUUGGCCCUGAGAAAAUGUUGAACCAUAUGAUAUAUAAAUGAAAAAGUGAAAAUGAGUCUUUAGAGGUUUUUACCAUCAUGAUGUGCAUUUUUGUCUUUUCUACACAUAAUGUCGCACAAAUCAAUGGAGAAUUUUGAAUAUUUGUCUGCUGAAUGUUGGUCUUGAUUGUCAGUGUUUUCUACACUGCCGCAAAAAUCAAUGGAUAAUUCAUUUUCCAGUCUAGUUCUACAUGUAUGUAUGAUCAUGCUCUGCAUAACAUUUUGCAUCUGCUCAAUGAUUGCCUGAGCUGUCUUUCAAUUGACGGUGAUGUGAAAAUUCAGUGGUAAAUGCUUCAUAGGUUCUCUGCAUAUAGUUUGACCUUCCUAACUGUGUUUCAAUUUAUGUUUUUUUUUCACACUAAAUGCCAUGUUCCAUUAUUUUUCAGGAGCACGUUAUGAAUUUCGUCAUCAAGCUGUUGUCUGCACCUCUGCCUUCUGAUAUUUCUGGACAGGGGGGCCAGUUUUCUGGUUAUAUUUCCAUGAUAAACCCCCUCCUUUUUGGUCUUUGUCGUAUUGAUAUUGUUUAUAUAAUUUCUGUAUACGGCAUGGUAAGUUCUUUUGAAUUAUUUUCUCUUCUGUUUAAGUACCCAGAAUUUUGUUUGAAUCUUAAUUUACUUAUUUCGGCAUCUAGAAUCUUGCAUAUGACUUCCUGGCAAACCUUGACCUUGUAUCAAAUUCGAAGAAAGUAAUCUUAAGUUAGAGGACUGUACACGCUCACAUACAUGAAUGAAUGAUUUUUUCUCUCUGCGUAUUCUCUUGGCAUUGUUCUCUAAUUCUUGUCUUUCCUCUUAAUUUUUAGACACUACUGGUUAACAACAAUUUUCCCCCACAGGUUCCUGAUGUGGCAGCUGCUUUGGUGCCUCUAUGUGAGGUAUUUGGCUCUAUGCCAUCUACAUCAAGUUACAGAUCAAGCUCUGGUGAAGAAAUGUCCGUCUAUUCAAUCUUUUCAUGUGCAUUCCUUUUUCUUCUCCGACUUUGGAAAUUUUACAGACCCCCUCAGGAGCACUGCGUAGCAGGUCGAUGGGGGACUGUCAGAACUGAGGUCACUUUGGAUUAUCUCUUGCUGAUGUACAAUAAUCGUCGUGCUACAAACGACUCUGAUGCUAUGGAUGUAGACAGUGAAAUUACCGAUCCAUGCAGUAGAUCACCUGUUAAACCGGUCUAUAUUGGCUCCUUUCCAAAGCUACGGGCUUGGUACUUCCAAAAUCAGGCUUGCAUUGCUGCAACUAUUUCUGGUUUCUCCGCAGGAAACCCAGUCCACCAAGUUGCUAACAAGAUUUUAAACAUGAUUUGCCGGAAGAUGACGUCAAGUGGAAACUCUUCCAGUAACCCGUCGAAUUCAACUAGCACUUUAAGUGGCUCUCCUAUAAAUUCAGGCGAAGAUGCUUACCAACGUCCCACCCUUCCUGCGUGGCAGAUUAUGGAAUCCCUUCCCUUUGUUUUGGAGGCUCUUUUAGCUGCUUGUGCGCAUGGAAGGCUUUCAUCCCGGGAGUUGACCACAGGUUCAUUAUCUCUGGAUUUAUUGCUUUGAGCCUGCUCUUGUUCAUUUUCUCGUAAAGGACUGCUCUUGUGCUUUGACAGUUCUUGGUGAAUUCAUAUUUGGGUGAUACUUACUCUUCUUUUAAAAUAUUCUUGUAGGUCUGAGGGACCUUGUCGAUUUUUUCCCAGCAUCUCUUGCCACUAUUAUUUCCUAUUUCUCAUCAGAGAUUACCCGUGGUAUCUGGAAACCUGUGGAAAUGAAUGGCAUUGAUUGGCCUAGCCCUGUUGCCAACCUCAUCUCGAUCGAAGCAGAGAUUAAGGACGUUCUUGCGUCUGCCGGUGUCCACGUCCCCACCUGCUAUGCUGGUAUUUUAUACGACCGUCUAUGCCCCCCCCCCCCUUUCUUUCUGUCUCGCUUGUAAAACUCCUUUCUUCGUCCUAUUUCAAUGUCUCUUGUUUGCUUGUUUGCUCUUUUUUAGUUUACUGUCUUGGAAAAAAAAAGUAUCCAUUUAUCGGUGGACAUGAUGAUUUGGCGGCGUCUGUCCUUUUCCUCAUGAUUUCUUAAAAUCUUUUGCAGGUGGUAACACGGCUGUGAUUCUUCCGCUGCCCAUGGCGGCACUCAUCAGUCUGACCAUAACAUUCAAGCUCGACCCGAGCUUGGAGUAUAUCAACGGCGUAGCCGGGCCCGCGCUGGAGAACUGCGCCGCGAGCUGCUCUUCCCCAUGCAUGCCCAUCGUCGGCGCUCUGUGGGCUCAGAAGGUUCGCCGCUGGCACGACUUUAUCAUCAUGUCCUGCGCGCGGUCGCCCUUCGAGCGCGACCAGGUCGCCAUCCGGCAGCUCCUCAGGAGCUGCUUCACCUCCUUCCUCGGCUGCGCGCUCGGCUCCGGCGGCAACCUGACGUGCCGCGGCGGCGUAGAUGGGCUGCUGGGCCACGCCAUCUCCCCCCAGGGCGCCUCCCACCGCGUCCCCCCCGGCCUCCUCUACCUCCGCUCCUGCCGCAAGUUCUACGACCCCUACUUCGUCUCCGGCGAGAUCCUCAAGCUGGUCGUCGACUCGACCCGGCAGCUCGCGCGCGGAUGGGCCUGCUCCGGCGGGCCGCCCCGGAACAAUUCGCUCGCGGAAGCCGCGGCCGUGGCGAAGCAGGUCGCUACCCUCGGCGCGAGCCUCCUGUGCAUUGCCGGCGGGCCGUUGCUGGUGCAGGUGCUGUACAGGGAGACGAUACCGACCUGGCUGCUGUCCGCGCCGGAAUCCGGCGCCGAUCCGGCGGGAUUCGCGUCGCACGUCCUGGAGGGGAACGUACUGGCCCAGAUGCUGUUCCUGUCGGGGUCCUUCGUCUGGGGCAUCGGCGGAAACUCCACCCUGUGGGAGCCCUCGGCGGCCCUGCGGGGGCAGACCAUCCAGAGCCACUCGGAGUUCGUGGCGGGGGAGAUGGAGGGGGACUUCUCUCUCGGCUGCCACCCGGCCACCUGGAAGGCCUACGUCUCCUGCUGGCUGCGGCUGUUGGUGCAGUUCGCUCCCUCGUGGGUGCACGCGGUGAAGCCGGACACGUUGCGGAAGCUGGCAAGUGGCCUAAGGGCUUGGCGCGAGGGCGACCUCGCCCUCUCCCUUCUCGAGCGAGGGGGACCCGGGGCCGUCUCCUCCGUUGUGGAGUCCAUCUUAUGA